Talaromyces rugulosus is the source of this 1008-nucleotide messenger RNA. RefSeq lists its product as uncharacterized. Lineage: Eukaryota; Fungi; Ascomycota; Eurotiomycetes; Eurotiales; Trichocomaceae. Gene Ontology annotation, biological process: secondary metabolic process. The record is from RefSeq and is a predicted model, not a curated record. Gene Ontology annotation, molecular function: carboxy-lyase activity; hydrolase activity. The coding region runs from base 1 to 1008 and encodes 335 amino acids. Gene Ontology annotation, cellular component: cytoplasm. The transcript is spliced from 2 exons.
AUGGCAGUCACUCCUGAUCCUAAUACUUUUAAGGUUGAUGUCCAUAGUCAUCCAAUCCCCGAGUUCUAUCGGGAUGCUAUGGUUUCCGCCGGCUUUGCAACGGCUGACGACUGUUCAGUGAUCGUGGAUGGAUUUCACAUCCCAAACUUCGACAUCAAGACUUACAUGGAAGAGAGGGUUGAGCAUGGGUAUAACUACUCCAUACUGAGUAUAACUGCCCCAGGUGUUUCCUUCUUGCAUGGUAACUCACGUGCCAUUUGUCUUGCACGUAAAUUAAAUGACCAACUCUUUGAGUACACUCAAACAUACCCAAAGCAGUUGGGUGCAUUUGGUAUUCUACCGAUUCCGGACAUUCAGGGCUCGCUCUCCGAGAUCAAAUAUUGCUUGGAUGAUCUGAAGCUCGAGGGUAUUGGGCUAUACACCAACUACGAUGGGAAAUACUUAGGGGAUCCUUCUCUGGAUCCUAUUUUUGAGGAACUUGACCGUCGGAGAGCCACUGUCUUUGUGCACCCAACUAACCCGCCAACCGCACCAGACCUCCCAGGCAUGUCACUUCCAGUAAUUGAAUAUACUUUCGAUACAACACGAGCAGUGGCAAAUCUUCUGUUCACCAAAGCACGUCAACGCUUCCCUCAUAUUAAAAUGAUUUUCUCACACGGCGGUGGAGCGCUUCCCUUCCUGGCUGAACGUCUGGCAGUGCAAACCACUCUACCCUUUCACGGUGGGCGGGACCGUAGCGAAUCAAUGAAAGAACUGCAAAACUAUUAUUUUGAUACAGCUGUUGUUCUGGGCAACCCUCAGUUCUCAUCUCUAAAGGAAUUCGUUGGUGCUGAUCAGCUUCUCACUGGCUCUGACUACCCCUAUGUUCCUGGGCACCUUGUUCCGUCUAUACAAGAUUCUUUCAAGGCUUAUGAAGGCUUUACCGACGAAGAGAAGCAGAAGAUCGGAUGGAGAAAUGCAUUUGAGCUCUUUCCAAGCUUGAAAACCAAAUUUCUGGAAUUGAAGUAA